UACAGUGUAGAAGUUGAGUUACCCUUACCCACUAACAUCACACAAAAUUCACAUUUUAUAGUUUGUCUCUUUUCAUGAAACAAACAGAGGACUCUGUUUUUCUCUAAUCACCACCAUGCCCCGUUCAGCUCCCAAACCUUACGAUUGCGUCAAAAGAACAUGGCACAGUCAAAUACACCAACCCGUUCGAGGAACUCUCAUUCAAGAAAUUUUCAGGGUUGUCAACGAGAUACAUACCUCUUCCACUAAGAAGAAGAAAGACUAUCAAGAGAAGCUUCCCGUUGUUGUCCUCAAGGCAGAGGAAAUUAUUUACUCCAAAGCCAAUUCCGAGGUGGAAUAUAUGGACCUUGCAACUCUUUUGGACAGAACCAAUGCUGCCAUUGAUACAAUAAUUCGAUGUGAUGAGCACACACAAACUGGAGAGUAUCUGCGACCUUGCAUCGAAGCUGCUCUGAGUUUGGGAUGCUCUCUGACAAAAGCUUCAAGGAGUCAGCCCAACAACCAACGUUGUUACCUAAAUCGCAACACUGAAGAGGUUCGCAAUCUCUUCCAUGAUCUCUCAACAAAAUCGCAAUAUGUGUCUGAGCAUGUAGCUUCAACCAGUAAAAAACAGUGCGUGGAACAUCAAGCACCACCAAAUUUGUUUUCAGUUUAUCCUUUGUACUAUGGUAAUAACAUUCAACUGGACGAGUCUCAACAUGGGUUCAACGUGUCACAUGUAUCUGUUUCUCACACCGGUGGACCUACCCCUGUUGUUGGUGCUGAAAGUCCCCUAGCCCAUAACUUCAAUUCUUCAAGUGGGGGCUCCCAAUCAUUCAUUUUCAAUGGGGAUUUUGAGAAUCCAUGCACAAACAAGUGUGAUCUAUCAUUGAGGUUAGGACCAUCUAGUAGUGUACCAUACCCUAGUUUUGAAAAUGGUCACAUUCGGGAAACUGAAGUGAAAAGCAGGUUUAAUUGUUGGAACCCCUUAUAAAGGGGAAAAAAGUAUGUAGCUUCAAGGGCAUAGAGUGCAACCAACGGCAGUACAACAACCGACGUGGGUUUUAAGGUUUGUUUUCCGCUUUAGAUUGGGUGUGUACUAACUUUGAGAAACCGUGGUCUCUCUGUAGACUAGAUUUGUUUGUUAAAAUUAAUGCAAACUAUCGUUUUAUCA
Vigna angularis (adzuki bean) is the source of this 1153-nucleotide messenger RNA. RefSeq lists its product as uncharacterized. The transcript is spliced from 4 exons. Gene Ontology annotation, biological process: regulation of DNA-templated transcription. The coding region runs from base 116 to 973 and encodes 285 amino acids. Lineage: Eukaryota; Viridiplantae; Streptophyta; Magnoliopsida; Fabales; Fabaceae. Gene Ontology annotation, molecular function: transcription coregulator activity. The record is from RefSeq and is a predicted model, not a curated record.